Messenger RNA from Lotus japonicus, 1086 nucleotides. RefSeq names its product peptidyl-tRNA hydrolase, mitochondrial-like. The transcript is spliced from 8 exons. Gene Ontology annotation, molecular function: peptidyl-tRNA hydrolase activity. Lineage: Eukaryota; Viridiplantae; Streptophyta; Magnoliopsida; Fabales; Fabaceae. The record is from RefSeq and is a predicted model, not a curated record. The annotation marks the transcript as partial.
CCCGGGUUCGAUCCCCGGCAACGGCGUUUUGAAUAUUGUUUUUAUCUAUUUUCCAUAUCCAAUUUCCUCGAAGGAACCAUGAACGUCGCUACUUGUUCGGUAUCAUCAUUCAACUUCCCAAGGUGGCGCCGAUUCUCAAAACCCCUCAUGUAUCUCUCUUCUUCUUCCUCCUGCAUCAUGUCUCCUCAGAAUUCCUCAGCUUCCAUAACCACCGCUGCAUCACCCACCAUACAGCCCAAGAAGAAGGAACCUUGGUUAAUCGUUGGCCUCGGAAAUCCCGGGAAGAAGUACGCUUCUACCCGCCACAAUGUGGGAUUUGAGAUGGUUGAUACUAUUGCUGAAGCUGAAGGGAUAUCUAUCAACAGUGUUUCUUUCAAGGCCCUGUUUGGAAAAGGUGUUAUUGGUGAUGUACCGGUUAUACUUGCAAAACCACAGACUUAUAUGAAUUUAAGCGGUGAAUCUGUUGGGGCCAUAGUUUCAUAUUACAAGAUUCCAGUGAAGCAAGUGCUCGUGAUCUUUGAUGACAUGGAUUUGCCUUUUGCUAAAUUGCGGCUGCUACCAAAGGGUGGACAUGGAGGUCACAAUGGAAUGAAGAGUGUUAUUAAUCACUUUAAAGGGAAUCUUGGUUUUCCCCGUUUAAGAAUUGGCAUUGGACGGCCUCCUGGCAAAAUGGAUCCAGUGGCAUUUGUUCUUCGCUCAUUCACUAAACAGGAAAGAGAAGAGUUGGAUUUUACAUUACAACAUGGAUUAGAAGCUGUGCGGAUUCUUUUGCUGGAGGGGUUUGAUAAAAGUGCAACGUUUGUAAAUAGUUCUAAGAAGAUGGAGCAAAUAGGUUGAGAAGCGGAAGUCAUGGCUUGGAUCAGACCAGCUCUGAUAUCAUGUUAUGGAAUCAGUAGGCAAUUGUAGGUAUAUUUUGUCAUAUAAGAUCAUUUUCUGUUUAUAAAGAUCCAUCUCGGGCUGACCACGAGUGGCACUUGACCAUUUGUGUUUAUCAUUGCAUUAGAUGACCUUUUGUAUACUUUUUUCAUAAUAGCAUAAUAAUAAUGAAGAGUCUUUUUUCAUAAUAGCAUAAUGUCUUGAAUUUGC